AAAAAAAGAGAACCAUCUGAAAACACCACAAAAAUCACUGAAAUUGAUUAACUAGAACAAAAAACAGAUAGAAGAUGAGGCAUAUGACAAGAUUUGACUAUGGAAUGACAAGUAUCACUUCUGAGAAACCACUCUAAACGGCGAUGGGGCUGAUGAACUAGUGAUUGGCAAUAAGUGAGAUGGUGGAUGGGGGCAGACUUUUCUCAGAGAAAUCACCCAUACUGGACGGCCCUAGCACUGAAAUUUAAGCCAAAUAGAGAGACAAAUGCAUUUUUUGUCUACAAGGAUUUCAUUUGCAAACAUGAUUAUUUUUAAAAAUUUCAACCACAUUAAAAUUAUGGUGGACCUGGAAUCCUAAAUUCUCAUGAUCUAAGCUUGACUCUAAUAUUUUAUAGUAUGUUGUAGAUAAAUUUUUUAUGUUUGGUGGGCUCAGCUGAUGUUUGAAGUUUGACUAUCAUAGUUACUUUCUGGUUACAUUUUGCCUUUGCAGCACCUGAAGAGGAGCCAACAGGUCCUAAGAUUCAGCUUGCUAUGUGGGACUUUGGACAAUGUGAUGCAAAAAGGUGCACAGGACGCAAACUAUUGCGAUUUGGCUUGUUGAAAGAUUUGCGUGUGGGAGGUGGUUUUGGAGGCAUUGUUUUGAGUCCUGUGGGAAGUCAUUGCAUCUCAAAGGAAGAUUACAGCUUAAUGAAGAGGAAAGGAUUGGCUGUUGUGGAUUGUUCAUGGGCACGAUUGGGUGACGUACCAUUUGUGAAGCUACGUAGUGGUGCUUCUCGCUUAUGUAUGAACUUCAUUCCAGCAAAUCAAUGGCAUGUUCAUACAUAUUCUUUUUAAGAAUAUA
This is a messenger RNA of Carica papaya (papaya), 841 nucleotides long. The record is from RefSeq and is a predicted model, not a curated record. NCBI's taxonomy places the organism in Eukaryota, Viridiplantae, Streptophyta, Magnoliopsida, Brassicales, Caricaceae.